Molecule: messenger RNA, 3416 nt
Organism: Cucurbita pepo subsp. pepo (vegetable marrow)
Lineage: Eukaryota; Viridiplantae; Streptophyta; Magnoliopsida; Cucurbitales; Cucurbitaceae
Product: putative transcription elongation factor SPT5 homolog 1
Biological process (GO): regulation of transcription by RNA polymerase II; transcription elongation-coupled chromatin remodeling; regulation of DNA-templated transcription elongation
Cellular component (GO): ribosome; DSIF complex
Molecular function (GO): structural constituent of ribosome; mRNA binding
Source: RefSeq, a predicted model, not a curated record
AUGCCUCGUCGUAGGGACGACGAUGAAGAUGACGAUAUUGAUGCUGAUGAUGAAGAGUAUGAGGAUGAGAUGGAGCAGCCUUUGGAUGACGAGGAGGAAGAGGAAGAUCGCUCGAGUAGGAAGCGGAGGAGAUCGAAUUUUAUAGACGAUGUUGCUGAGGAGGAUGAGGAUGAGGAGGAAGAAGAGGAGGAUGAUGAGGAUUUUGGUGGCGGUGCUAGGCGGCGGCGUGCUAAGAGGCCUAGUGGUUCUCAGUUUUUGGAUAUUGAGGCGGAGGUCGAUAGCGAGGAUGAUGAAGAGGAGGACGAUGGAGAGGACGACUUCAUAGUUGAUGGUGCAACUGAUAUACCCGAUGAAGAUGAAAAUAGAAGGAUGCAUCGCCGCCCAUUGCUACCCCGAGAGGAUGAACAGGAGGAUGUUGAAGCACUUGAAAGAAGGAUUCAAGCUAGAUAUGCAAGGUCAAAUCAUAUGGAAUAUGACGAGGAGACAACUGAAGUGGAGCAGCAAGCGCUUCUACCUUCUGUAAGGGAUCCAAAGUUGUGGAUGGUUAAAUGCGCGAUUGGCCAUGAGAGAGAGGCUGCUGUUUGUCUAAUGCAAAAAUGCAUUGAUAGAGGGCCUGAAAUGCAAAUAAGAUCUGCAAUUGCUCUUGAUCAUUUGAAGAACUUUAUAUAUAUUGAAGCGGACAAAGAAGCCCAUGUUAGAGAGGCUUGUAAAGGUCUACGCAACAUAUAUUCACAAAAAGUAAUGCUUGUUCCAAUUAAAGAGAUGACUGAUGUUCUCUCUGUUGAAAGCAAAGCAAUUGAUCUUUCCAGAGAUACGUGGGUCAGGAUGAAGAUUGGGACAUACAAGGGGGAUCUUGCCAAGGUGGUGGAUGUUGAUAAUGUGCGGCAGAGGGUUACUGUGAAACUUAUUCCUCGGAUAGACCUACAGGCUCUUGCAAACAAAUUGGAAGGUAGAGAAGUUGCUAAGAAGAAGGCAUUUGUUCCUCCACCCCGUUUUAUGAAUAUUGAUGAAGCUAGAGAGUUGCAUAUCCGUGUAGAGCGCAGACGCGAUCCCAUUACUGGAGAAUACUUUGAGAACAUAGGUGGCAUGUUUUUCAAAGAUGGUUUCUUGUACAAAACAGUGUCCAUGAAGUCAAUAAGUGCCCAAAACAUAAAACCAACUUUUGAUGAACUUGAGAAAUUUCGAAAGCCUGGGGAAAAUGGUGAUGGGGAUAUUGCUAGUUUGUCUACCUUGUUUGCAAACCGAAAGAAAGGGCACUUUAUGAAGGGUGAUGCUGUCAUUGUUGUCAAGGGGGAUCUCAAGAAUCUGAAAGGAUGGGUAGAGAAAGUAGAGGAAGAGAAUGUCCACAUCAGACCAGAAAUGAAAGGCCUUCCUAAAACUCUUGCUGUGAAUGAAAGAGAACUUUGCAAGUACUUUGAGCCUGGAAAUCAUGUAAAAGUUGUAACGGGGACUCAGGAGGGGGCUACUGGUAUGGUUGUGAAGGUGGAGCAGCAUGUGCUUAUUAUACUGUCUGAUACAACCAAGGAACACAUCCGGGUAUUUGCUGAUGAUGUUGUUGAGAGCUCUGAGGUAACAACUGGUGUGACGAAAAUUGGGGAUUAUGAACUUCAUGAUCUUGUGUUAUUGGAUAAUAUGAGCUUUGGCGUGAUUAUACGUGUAGAAAGUGAGGCUUUUCAGGUUCUUAAGGGUAUUCCAGAUAGACCUGAGGUUGAUAUCGUUAAGUUGAGGGAAAUAAAAAGUAAGAUUGACAAGAAAAUCAGUGUUCAAGAUCGACACAAUAACACAAUUUCCGCCAAAGACAUUGUCAGGAUUCUUGAAGGUCCUUGUAAGGGAAAACAAGGUCCAGUGGAGCACAUAUACAGAGGUGUGCUGUUCAUUUAUGAUCGCCAUCACUUGGAACAUGCUGGCUUUAUAUGUGUUAAAUCACAUUCUUGUGUUGUUGUGGGUGGAUCCCGAACUAAUGGAAAUAGAAAUGGUAAUUCGUACUCUAGGCUUGCUGGCCUUGGGGCUCCACCUCGUUUUCCUCAGUCGCCUAAGAGAUUUUCCAGAGGAGGUCCCCCGAAUGAUUCUGGUGGAAGAAAUAGAGGUGGAAGAGGGCAUCAUGAUGGUUUGGUUGGAUCAACAGUGAAAGUUCGGCAGGGUCCUUACAAGGGUUACCGUGGGCGUGUUGUUGAAAUAAAAGGCCAACUGGUUCGAGUAGAGCUUGAGUCUCAAAUGAAAGUUGUCACAGUUGACCGCAAUUUUAUCUCAGAUAAUGUGGCUGUUUCAACCCCCUAUCGUGAUACAUCUAGAUAUGGUAUGGGAAGUGAAACUCCCAUGCAUCCUUCUCGAACUCCUCUGCAUCCGUACAUGACCCCAAUGAGAGAUAUGGGAACAACGCCAAGUCAUGAUGGCAUGAGGACACCAAUGCGAAAUCGAGCAUGGAAUCCAUAUGCACCCAUGAGUCCGUCAAGGGAGAGCUGGGAGGAAGGGAACCCUGCAACUUGGGGAGCGAGUCCACAGUACCAGCCAGGAAGCCCUCCUUCACGAACUUACGAAGCUCCAACUCCUGGUACUGGUUGGGCCAACACUCCUGGUGGCAGUUACAGUGAUGCCGGUACCCCUCGGGAUAGUGGUUCAGCCUAUGCAAAUGCCCCGAGCCCAUACUUGCCUUCAACUCCUGGUGGACAGCCCAUGACACCAAAUUCAGCAUCCUAUCUUCCUGGUACUCCUGGCGGGCAGCCAAUGACACCAGGCACAGGUGGUCUGGAUAUGAUGUCUCCUGUUAUAGGUGGUGAUGCCGACGGACCAUGGUACAUGCCAGACAUAUUGGUCAAUGUCCGGAGAGGAGAUGAGCUGAUCAUGGGAGUAAUCCGUGAGGUGCUUCCGGAUGGCUCAUGUAGGGUAGGUCUUGGGUCAAGUGGAAAUGGUGAAACGAUAACAGCCAUUUCUAGCGACAUAGAAGCCAUUGUUCCUAGGAAGUCGGACAAGAUCAAGAUAAUGGGUGGUGCACUGCGUGGCGCCACUGGGAAGUUGAUUGGUGUGGAUGGCACCGAUGGAAUAGUGAAGGUAGACGACACUCUUGAUGUUAAGAUUUUGGAUUUAGUUAUUCUUGCAAAACUAGCCCAACCAUAAUUUUAUUGGUUAUAAACGAGAAUCAUACUGUAUACUAGUAGUCUAGUGUAAGCUUUUUGUACAAUUAUAAAUGAAUUCCGGGGUUCAUGUGCCAAAACUCUCUCUCCCCUUCAGUUCCUUGUUUCUUCACCCGUUGCUUCUUAGUGCUUGUAACCUAGUUCACUUAUUCAUACCCCUGCAACGAGUCCUCCAAAUGGUAACUACAUGUCAUGGUUUAGAUCUUUUGUUUUAGUUUGUGAACAAUUUACGCUUGUUACCUUUAGGUCUUUUAUACUUUCAACCAUUUAGCUUUUGUUUCUGAA